AAGGUACCUUCUCUGUCAUUAGGAUCAACAAUAAACAGUGAGGAAUCAACUAAGUUAGUAAUAACAAUAUGAAUCCUACGAUUAUGCCCAUCUUAUCUUACGCCGUACUAUUCCUUUCAGUUAUUUAUCCAUCUUACGUCAACCUGGAAGCUCAAUGACCCUCAACUAUACCUACAUUAACUUACACCCUUUGUUACCUCAGGUACCUACAUAUAUCACCUAUCAUUGUACAUACAUACAUCAUUGACGAAGUACAUGUAGGCGACGGACGUUGACAUCAAUCUUCAACGUCGACAUUGAAGUGUACAUUGACCUCUAUGUACAUAUAUGCACAUGUGUGUUGUGUGCGUAUGUGAAUAAUAUACUUUCAAUUACAUCUCCAUCCAUCAUAACUACAUCAUUCGAUUUCAUCCUUUCGAAAGAGAAUAACAUUACGACGUAGUUAUCUCCAUCUCUUCCGUGUGUUUCGUUUUUCACCGAGAAACUCACCUCAAUCCACGGCUUCUUCACCUUUUCCCCAUAUCUCGACUUCAGGUUGCAUUUGGUAUAUGUCGAUCAUUUGUUAAGAACAAGGAUCGUUCAAUCCAUUUACAUACACUACCGACCCGAUCGAUAGCUACAGUCGCAGCUACAUACAGACGGCAGCUCGGUGUUCGCCGUUCUAAGCCACAAACCAAUGGCGACAACCAAUAAGACAGGACUGCAGACGCAGGGGGGUUUGGGACGACAGCUACCCGAUGACGACACUAAAUUGGCAGUUCACUCGGGAAGACUCAUUUACGCCAAACCUCAAGAUCUUCCGAGCUUUCCGUCUAUUGGCCUCUCAGAAAAGGGAUCGGCAGCAAGUGCUGCUGCAGCUUUAGGCUGGACUAGCAAUACCUCGCCGAAACUGUGGAGGCCGGACAAGUCCGCUCCGGCUUCAGCAGCCGCCAUGAUGGCCAAAGACUACAAAUCAAGUCCGGUCUGGGAACCCGUGCCUAGCGAAUAUGGCGCGAAAGCCGCCUUACUCGCGUCCAAGUCUGCCAUGAGUGCCCCGAAGACCGAGAAGCCUACCACUUCGGAGCCCGGCCAUUCAGCUGCAAAUAUAGCCUUUAGGAUUGAUCGUAGCGUACCUCAUGAUACCCACGCACACUCCUUGGAACGCCAGAAAUCGCUACUCGCUGCCAAGGGUGCUAUGGCUAACCGCCGGAGGGCUGAAUCAUCACCCAUCCCAAAGGAAUCAUAUCCAGAUGAAGCUAACGCGGCCGCCAACGCUCUCAGUGCCGCGACCCGGGCGCAUAAGCCUGUGCGAUCACCCACGGUUAGUGAAACAAGUGAGAGGUUCGGUUCCGUUCCCUUCACGAACAUGAACAGGCAAAUGUAUACGUCACGGCCACCAGUCAAAUCUGAAGUUGAGGAGCAGAAGAGAGCAGACGUUCUCCAUGCAUCAGCUUUAGCUAUGGCCAAAAAGAUGUAUACCCAACAGCAAAAAAUGAUCGAUGCGAAGAAGGCCCACGACAGCGCCACCCUGUCUCAUGAUCAGCUUGAUGCCAUAAGUAGUGUUAGCGAUGAUGGACAGCCUGCGCAGCUUACUACUCUGCAAGAUGCAGCUUACAAGCAAGCCCAAGCCCGCCUAGCCAGGAUGCAUGAAGAGCAUUUUAAGAAUCGGGAGUACCAGGAGUAUUACGGAGCCAAACAACCCAAUCGACGUUUCUCGAUCAGAGGUAAACUCAGGAAGAGGGCCUCGAGCGACGGGGAUGUCAUAGAAGACCGCAGGCGAUCUCAGAAGAUUAGGCAGCAGAUGUCAUUAUUCUCAAAUAAAUUAAGUGAGAUGGACGAUAAGAAACGACAGCAUGACCAGGAGACAUUACUUGCUGCAGCACAGAGGAAUGUGCAUGAAAGAUUGAGAGAAAUCGACGAGAAAAUAUCUGCUGAAACUGGUAUGGUCCCUCCAUCUACUAUGACCCAGUGGGAGACGAAGGCACACGCUGCAGCCCAAAUCAGAAGCGACCAACGAGUAGAUACAAGACAUGGAAGAGUCGAUCUUGGCGCUGGGAAACUCAUGGACCAGGAAGAGAUCGACGCGAUCGCAGCUGCCAGAGUCAAACCUGUUCUAGAUGAAAUUAACGGGAAGAUCGAAGAAGAGCACGCAAGACAAACGGAAUUACGUUUAGAGAUGGAGAAAAGGAAGGAGGCCGAGGAAAUUGAAAAGGCCCGGCUGAAGGAAAUCCAGGAUAUCAGCAAAAAGCUUAAGGAGCAAGACAAGCAAGAGCAAAAGGAGAAGAAGGCGGAGGAGAAGCACGAGGCCAAGCUUCGAAGGGAAGAAGACCGUGCAAAUAAGGCAGAACAGAAGCGACUUGCCAAGGCUGAUAAGCGAAAAUCCACAACAGAACAUUCCAAGGACAACCAGGAGGGACUUGAGUCGGCAAGGGAGAUGGUUGUCCUAAAUGACGCCGGCCAACCCGUAAGCGUGCCUGCGCCGGCCUUUGAACGUGUUACUACCGAGGAUGUCGGCGAUGCUCUGGGACACAGACAGCCCAGUUCACCUGACGGAGAGUCCUCCCGAACUGGGGUCAAGACCUGGUUCAAGAACCGGUUUUCUAGAGUUGGCAAGCCUGCAGACGAAGAGAAGGGCAAGGAGAAGAUGAGUGGAAGAGGCUUCAUUGGCGGCGCAGCCUUAACAGGCGUAGAUAGCCCAGCGGGCGCAGACAAUCGCAGCGCCAGUGUACGUUCUGUCGCGUUAGCUGGCAGGGAACAGCAGGGGUCGCUACCCUCCGGGUUCGAACCAACUUACAGGGAGGCAGGCGUAAACACAGCGCCCUCCUUGAGUACUCUAAGCGAUGACGAGUACCCAUACACCGACGCAAGAGACUCACAUGACACCGCUGUUACACCACCAAGACAACUUAUGGCGUCGGUGAGCUUAACACCAAGUCGGGAUUCUAGGUUUAGGGAAAUGGUGUGAUGGAAGUUACGCACCUAGUUAAGGAUCUUGGCUAGGUGGUUUCUCGUGUAUGCUACGACGAGCAUAUCACAUUCGGAUACACGAUUAUAUAGGCACCUGUCUUUCUUAUGGCGUUAAGGGUCAUCGGAUGGAAGGGUGGGUGGUUUAUGUGAUGAAGAGUGUACGGCCGCAAGGAACCGAUAUUGACAUUGAUGUUUUUGUUGAGAUUUUGCUCCUUUUCUUUUACUGUUUUAGCUUGAUGCUUUUCAAUGGGUUUGGUUGCUCUACUUUUCCACUUACGAAUAUCCUACCGUUUGGUUGCUUUGUGCUGUUUGUUCGAGAGUUCGGGUUGUUGGGUUUUACGUCGUAUGUAGUUGCGCGUGGUGGGUACUGGUGAUUCAGUGUCAUAAAAAGGGGGGAGUGAUGACUAAAUGUAACGGAUGGGAUGUAACAAAUGCAAUUAUGUACCCUCUCCACCUCUUUUUAUGAAAACAUUGAAAAUAGUUUGUCCUUUCAAUAGUUAUAUGCCUCCAUCUAUGCACGCAGAGUUUAGGGAUUCAUGCCCUCAAUUGAGUAGCAAGGCAUUUUAGAUUCAACUCUACGCAAAUUCAAGAACUUACCUGUCUGAA
This is a messenger RNA of Hypoxylon fragiforme, 3552 nucleotides long. RefSeq lists its product as uncharacterized. Bases 677 to 2944 code for a protein of 755 amino acids. The record is from RefSeq and is a predicted model, not a curated record. The transcript has 3 exons. NCBI's taxonomy places the organism in Eukaryota, Fungi, Ascomycota, Sordariomycetes, Xylariales, Hypoxylaceae. Gene Ontology annotation, biological process: eisosome assembly.